This is a messenger RNA of Neodiprion fabricii, 3856 nucleotides long. Its product is annotated as influenza virus NS1A-binding protein-like. Gene Ontology annotation, molecular function: protein binding. Lineage: Eukaryota; Metazoa; Arthropoda; Insecta; Hymenoptera; Diprionidae. The record is from RefSeq and is a predicted model, not a curated record. Bases 435 to 3017 code for a protein of 860 amino acids. The transcript has 8 exons.
GUAAAUAUUGCGUACCCGCGAUUCGAAUCAUGCAUUCUAACCGCUUCUGUACACGGACCGAACGUCGUCGUUGACAAAGGUAACAAGAAAAACACCGUGGGACGGUGUUUCGUCUUGUCACGCCUCGCACGUUGCCGCAAACACGCGUCGAGUCGUAGGCUUCGAUAUACUUUCGCCUUUAUACCUCUGAGCCCCGGUGAAUUUCAAAUAUCAAUCGAAUUUAUCGUCACGAGUCUCGCUGAGAGGAGCGCGUCACGCAUUGUCCAAUUGUUUGAAAGCCGGCAGUUCGUUUUGGAAAGUAUAUUAACGCGCAUCGGUAACCUUGUGGGUGAAUUUUGCGUUCCGUUAUUUAUUUCGUCCGCAGUGAAAUAGUUAAGUCAUUUUUUCGCACUCGGCUUCGUAUCUAUACCCGACGCGACAACGGAACGAGUAAUAUGCCACUGCGAACGAAGCCCAUCGAUCGCACAGAGGAGCUAUCGCAGCGAGAAGCAGAAAAGGGAGAACUUGAGCCUGAACCUCCUAGCGUUGAGUCCAAGUCUAAAUCUAAACUGAAAGACAACAUGGUUUCGUCAGUUUCUACCAACCCAGACUCGGAGGGUCUUAAUGACUCUGUACUGGAACUGCAAGACGAGCGUCACCCUCAGUUGACGCUGGCUUCUCUAAACAUGAUGCGUAAAAAUAGACACUUUUGCGACGUUGUCUUACAUGUCGGCAGUACCGAAGUUCAUGGACACAGAGCUGUAUUGGCAGCAGUCUCCCCGCAUCUGUUUGAACUCUUCAGUGCUGAUAAACAAGGGAACAAGGAACCCAGAGUUACCUACAAAUUGAAUGGAGGAUUCGACAAGGUCGCUCUGCAAAAGCUGGUUGAUUAUGCCUACACUUCCAGGCUUGAGAUACUACCAUCGCAGGUGAAAUCAGUCUACUUGGCAGCAUGGCAUUUGAAAAUGGAAAGGGUUUCGGCACAAUGUGCCGCUCAUCUUUUGCAUUAUCUAACACCAGGUUCAUGUCUGGAAGUUCGCGCUCUUCCAGGAAUAACCCAGAAUGAGGAUUUUGCAAAAAAAGUCGAUGCUUACAUAAGAGACCAUUUUGAAGCUGUCUGCAGCAGCCCCACUUUGUUGUCGUUGCCCUGCGUGAAAAUCGAGGUCUUGCAUCAAACUGUUCAGGAAAUGUCAUUGGUGAAUGGAACGAGUCUUUGCCACUUGGUAUUGGAUUGGGUGAAGCGAUCUCUCACAGACUCUACCAGCUUGACCGUGGAUCAUCUUACGCAAAAAACAUACUUGUUGUAUCUUGCCCUGGAUAAUAGCCUGCAAGAUUGCACGGAUUUACCUUCAGGCGACGUUAGCGAUACCGACAUUGUUCAAGAUUAUAAAAAACUUUCACUGAAAUCGCAAGCACAAUCCAAGGGCCGCAGGAAGGGUCCGUUGCAGCCAGCUAAGCCAAGAGUUCUUAUCUACUCGAGAGAUAUCGGAGAGCGGAUCGAGUCAGAAUUGGAACCAGACUGGAAUCUCAUAGGAGCAAGUAAAGUUGGUGAACAUGCUUUCUUGGCCAUUGUAACUCUGGAUGGAAGACUGACCACACUGUCGGUACAACUUCGACUCAACACACCAUCAUCGCCAUCUCCAUUGGCAACUCCAGAAAUUGUAGCUUCUAAAAAUUGUUUUGCAAACGAGCCCGAGUUGUAUUGUGCUCUCCCAACAAUGAAGGCAGGAAAAUGUGCCGUUGGUUGUGCCAAUUUGAAUGAUACGUUGUUGGUCUGCGGCGGUUACGAUAGGGUUGAAUGCUUGAAGUCUGUGGAUCAGUAUUUGCCAGAAUCAAACACCUGGCAGGUACUGUCGGGAAUGAGGGAAGCCAGAGGUCGAUUUGGAAUCGCUGUCGUUAACGGAAGAGUUUAUGCAAUCGGUGGGUCAAAUGGUUCUACGGAACUUGCUACUGUCGAAGUUCUCAACCCUGAGGCUGGAUGGAAGUGGUCAGCCGUUGCGAAUCUUCCUUUGGCUAGGUCAAAUUCGGGUGUCUGCGCUUUGGGAAGCCAGAUUUAUUGCAUCGGCGGAUGGAAUGGUCAGGCUGGUAUUAAACAGUGCGACGUCUUCGAUCCUGAGACAGGUAAAUGGUCAAGCAUCGAACCACUGAGAACUGGAAGAUACCAGGCAGGAGUAUGUGCAUAUCAAGACCGCGUCUACGCAGUAGGUGGCUGCGAUGCGUGGAACUGUUUGAAUUCUGUGGAAAUUUACAACCCAGAAGAAGAUACGUGGUCAGUGGGACCACCUCUCAUAUCAGCACGUCGAGGCUGCGGUCUUGCUGUCUUCCGCGGUCGACUUUACGCCGUUGGCGGAUCUUCUGGGACGCACAGUCUCACGACGACGGAAAUAUUCGACCCUGAAGAACAAGUCUGGGUACCAGGACCGAAUCUGGCUACACCGAGAGCUAAUGUAGCUGUCGCAGUUGUCGGAGACAGGUUGUACGCAGUAUGCGGAUUUUCUGGUAAGAAUUUCUUGAAUUCCAUCGAAUAUUUGGACGCUCACAGCAACGAGUGGACGACGUUCGUACCAAAGUCCGACGGCACAAACACACCCGCAAGCUCGCUGCAGAACAGUUUUUCAGAUCCUAGCUUGAAUGGUAAUGAAAAGAACGUGAUGAAUAUCAGCACGUCGAGCAACGCAAGUGAUUCGAGUAUGAUCAGCGAGAAAAAUGGUUCCGUGUAUGGUUCCGGAAUGGAAUCAUUGUCCAAUUUUCAAAAAAACACCACUACCACAAGUUUUGACACAAAUGUAAAUGCUACGGAUGAGUCUGAGCAAGACUCCGUCAGAUCGAGUGAUGGCACUGCUGCAACUAAUGGUACUUUAAAAAGUUCCGAUGCCGUCGUUACUACCGAAGCAAAUCCCGAAUCUCCGAUGAUUCCGCAUACGACAACAAACGGAACUACGGUAAAUGCGGGUUCUGCGAGUACUGCGAAUGGUAUACAUGAUCGAAAAAUCAGCAGGGCUGAUCUCGCGUCAAGUAAUGGAUCUCAAGAAUUCUAAAUGCAUAAUGAUUGUUGGUUUUUUAAGUCAGAUGAAUGAAAGUAUAAUAAAGAUAAAUGUAUCUCUGAUUAUUCUCAUUGCAUCUAAUAUGCGGUGGAAGAGCGAAUGAUGCGUAGGAGCGAACGUGACAGUUUUCUUCCUUUCUUUUUUAAAAAUAUUAAUAUUAUUAUUAUACGUAAGGAGAGUAAAAUAAAUUCAAGAGAAAAAAAAACGAGAACGAAAUAAAAAAUAUUUCAACAUCAUCCGUGCCAUACAGUAUGUAAAACAAUCCUUUGCGUAUUUUUAUUCGACAAAAAUUCCAUAAUUUUUGCGGAAAACAUGAAAUAAAAUUGGGUCCACAGAUUUUGUAUAUAAUAUAAUACUAUCCACCAUAUAAUACUAUCAAUUAUUAUUGUUACGUGGGUGAUAGGGUUUACAAAGAAACUCUUGUGAGGCAACGUGAAUCAGCAGCAAUAAUUUGUCAGCCUCAAAAAUACUAUGGAAGUAUUUUUAAAUUAAUAAUAUACCUGCGUUUGUCUACUUUGUUUUAACGGUACCUAUGAAUUUGAUGUUAAAAUACCUGAAAAUCACUCCUAAUCUUAAUCAGCAAAAUAUUUCAUAUUAUAUAUUCGUCGUUUGGUAGAUACUAGACUACGAUAUAUUUAAAAAAAUAUACAAAUAUAUUAUAUAUAUAUAUAUAUAUAUACAGACACGUACGACAGCAUACAUAUGAAAGAAAAUAUAUUUUUGAAAUAAUUAAAACGCGCUAAUACGCCGCCAUAGAAUUAAAGCAGGUUACAAACUGAAUUCUUUUCGACUGUUGUACCAAAUUGAACGGUUACUGUUAUAUCAAGACAUUU